AUGGCGGAUACGGCAAGGGAGGCGGGAUCUCCCCCAAGCACUGCUUCCGAGCAUGGCCAGUACCCGGAGAAGGGCACGGUUCAAUCAUCACAGCUUGCUGCUUCCGAUACCGCGUCCUCACGGAGCGAACCCAGGCCGCACCUUCACGCAAAGACCUUUUUGGCUGUCUUUGCCAUUUGUGUUAUCUACUUUGUUCAGAUUUACAAUGUCGUCGGGAGUGGAGCUCAAACGAACACUAUCGCCAUCACACUCGGAAAUGGAAGCACGGCUGGCGGAGUAUGGCUUUCGUCGUCGAUUGCCAUUGGUACCGCCGUGCUGAGUCCCAUCUUCUCCCAGUCGGCUGACUAUUGGGGUCGUCGUUGGUUCUUGGUUCUUUCUACCCUCAUUGGUGCCGUUGGCUCCAUCAUCGUGGCCCGGGCCACCUCGAUGAACAUGGCCAUUGCCGGCUUUGCCAUCACUUCCAUCAGCUACGGCGCUCAACCCCUUUUGCACGCCGUUUCCUCGGAGGUUCUUCCGCGCCGGUACCGCUCCUGGGGUCAGGCUGCCGACCUCGUGGCCAACGGCUUAGGUGGUGUCACUGCCCUGCUUUGCUCCGGUGCUUUCUCCCGUACUUCCAACGUCCCCUCCGAGGGCUUCCGGAAUUACUGGUACCUCGGCACCGGUCUCUUCCUCCUCGCCACCGUUCUGUGCUUCGUCUUCUACAACCCUCCUCAAACCGAGCGUGAGCGGUCCUUCUCCUUCUCCGAGAAGCUCGGCAAGCUCGACUGGGUCGGCUACUUCCUUCUCACCUCCGGCAUUGUCCUCUUCUGCAUUGGCCUCUCCUGGUCCGAGAACCCGUUCCCAUGGUCGGAUGCCCACGUCUCGGCCACCUUCGGCGUCGGCAUGGCUCUCAUCAUUGCCCUCGCCGUCUACGAGACCUUCUUCAAGAAGGAUGGCAUGUUCCACCACGGCCUGUUCAAGAACCGCAACUUCCCCAUUGUGCUGGUCUGCCUCUUCUGCGAGGGUCUCGCCUUCUUCGGCGCCAACAACUACUUUGCCUUCCAAGUCGGCAUCCUCUACGAGUCUGACGCCCUCCUCGUCAGCACCCGCUACUCCAUCGCGAUGUUCGUCUCCCUCUUCUCCGCCGUCGCCACCGGCAUGUAUUGCGCCCACUACAAGCGCGUGCGCUGGAUCACCGUCGCUUCCUUCUGCAUCUUCGUCGCCUUCUUCGCUUGCAUGUCCACUUCCGGCGUGGGAACCAACAACGAGGUAUGGGGCUACCCCGUCCUCCUCGGUACCGCUCUCGGCAUGUCCCUCUGCGUUCUGGUCACCGUCGCCCAGCUCUCUACUCCGCCCGAGCUCAUUGCAAUUGCCUCGGGCCUGGUCAUCGGUCUCCGCUCGCUCGGCGGGUCCGUCGGUUUGGCUAUCUACAAUGCUCUCCUCAACGGCGCUAUGGGUCACUUGGGUGAUAACAUUGCUAAAGCCGUCCUCCCUCUCGGCUUGCCGCCUCAGAGUGUGGGACCCUUGAUCGGUGCCCUGGCCGAUCAUCACGAGGAGCUUAUCCCGAAGAUUGAGGGCGUGACGCCGCAGAUUAUUGGGGCGGGAGUGGAAGCGCUCAAGGAGACGUUUGCGACGGGGUUCAGGAGGGUCUGGAUCGCUGCGAGCUGCUUCGUGGCGCUGGCGGCGAUCUUGGCGUGUUUCUUGAAGGAGGAGGGCAAGGAGUUUAAUAUGCGGAUUGAUAAUCCGAUUGAGAAGGAGGAGGAGUUGUAUUCUGAUGUUGAGAGGGCGCAUGCCUAG
This is a messenger RNA of Neurospora tetraspora, 1776 nucleotides long. Its product is annotated as major facilitator superfamily domain-containing protein. The record is from RefSeq and is a predicted model, not a curated record. Lineage: Eukaryota; Fungi; Ascomycota; Sordariomycetes; Sordariales; Sordariaceae. Gene Ontology annotation, cellular component: plasma membrane. Bases 1 to 1776 code for a protein of 591 amino acids. Gene Ontology annotation, molecular function: transmembrane transporter activity. Gene Ontology annotation, biological process: transmembrane transport. The transcript is spliced from 2 exons.